CAACAGAGCUUUGCAAACUAUCGAUCCUCCGCUGGCUAUAACUGUCCGGCCUCCCUUCCAUCCAUCCACCCAUCCAUCCAUCCUCUCUGUGUUGUGGAGACCAGAUCCAACAUGUGCGUGACCAACGGUGGGAACCUCUUGCAGCCGUGACAUCUCACGUCCACAAUGAGAGCUCCUCCAAAGUGAUAAAAUGGGAGACUGGAACUUCCUUGGAGGGAUUUUGGAGGAGGUACAUAUCCACUCCACCAUGGUGGGCAAGAUCUGGCUGACCAUACUGUUCAUAUUCCGGAUGCUGGUGUUGGGGGUGGCGGCCGAGGACGUUUGGAACGACGAGCAGUCUGAUUUUAUCUGCAACACGGAUCAGCCAGGCUGCCGGAACGUCUGCUACGACCAGGCCUUCCCCAUAUCCCUGAUCCGCUACUGGGUCCUGCAGGUGAUCUUCGUGUCUUCGCCCUCCCUGGUCUACAUGGGCCAUGCCAUCUACCAGCUUCGCGCCCUGGAGAAGGAGCGCCACUGCAAGAAGGUGGCGCUACGCCGGGAGUUGGAGUCAGUGGACGUGGAGCUGGUGGAGGUCCGGAGGAGGAUCGAGAAGGAGAUGCGGCAGCUGGAGCAGGGGAAACUCAACAAGGCGCCGCUGCGAGGAUCCUUGCUCUGCACCUACGUGGCUCACAUCGUCACGCGCUCCGUGGUGGAGGUGAGCUUCAUGAUGGGGCAGUUCCUCCUGUACGGACACCACUUGAACCCUCUGUACAAAUGUGAGCGAGAACCUUGCCCCAAUGUGGUGGACUGCUUCGUCUCCAGGCCGACAGAGAAGACUGUGUUCAUGAUGUUCAUGCAGGUGAUCGCCUGCAUCUCCUUGUUCCUCAGCCUGCUUGAGAUGAUGCACCUCGGCUACAAGAAGAUCAAGAAGGGAAUACUGGACUAUUACCCGCACCUCAAAGACGAACUCGACGACUACUAUGUCAACAAGUCAAAGAAGAACUCGGUUGUGCAGCAGGUUUGCAUCGGCCCCACCGUAGGCCGCAAGAGCACCAUACCGACAGCUCCCAGUGGUUACACUCUCCUCCUGGAGAAACAGGGAAACGGGCCGAACUACCCUCUUCUCAACGCAUCCUCUGCUUUUGUACCGAUUCAAGGAGAGAUUUGCGUCAAAACUGUUGGGCAAAAAGACAAGGGACUGCCGAGUCCCACAGAGCAGAACAGCAGCUCCAACACCACCAGCAGUGACGCGCGUUCUCCUGCUGCAGACAAAGACCCAGAGGGAUCGUUCUCGGGUCACCAUGAAGACGUGGAGUGCGGCAGCUCAGAGUUCCCUACACUGCCAGCGAUGGACAGCACAGUCUGUCCGACACUCUCUGGUGUUACACGAAAGCCAAGACGGUUCAGUCCACCGUGGAACUGCUCGACAGUGGUGGAGGGAAACGUCUCGGACAGCGGGGACUCGUACCACGGUGGGAGCAGCAGCAUGAAGCUCCGCAGCAGCUUCUCCGGCCCCAGGGCCAGGAUGCUUUGCAAAUCAGACAUGAAGAGACCGAGCAGAUCUCAGAGCCCGGACUCGGCAGAGGAGCUGAGUUCGACGUCGCGACACAGCCACGAGAGCGACAGUCCCAUCGCCUCGUCUCCAAACCGCAGAGUGUCAGCUGCAAGCAGCAUCAGCAGCAGACGGGCUCCGACGGACUUACAGAUUUGAACCAUCAUGAAUGUUUUUAACAGCCACACUGUCUUUUCAGAAUCCAACUUUCAUUUCUUCAAUGAGGCAGAUGGGGAUUAGGCUUGCACCGUGGACCUCCGACACCAAACACCCAGAUCUCUGGUCCAGUGUCCAUGUGGUCAGGCUCCAGGUUCAGGUCUUUGUAACUCAAGGGUCACUCACUCAGUAGUCAGUUGAAAAGCACUCAAACCUCCACCAAGCAGUUUCAGUAGAACCCCAACACAAUGUUCCAGGGGGACCAUAGUACAUGUUUUCAACCAAAUCCGAUACAAUCCUUUAACAGUUGCUUCAAGACGAAGUCAGUGGAGAGAGAGCGAGACGCACAGUAAUUCCCGUUUAAAACUGCUUUGUGGCCUUUUAAACUCUUGUGUAUUUCAUGUUCAAUAUAAUUUCAUGUUCUUUGAACUCCAGCCGAGGUACGGACCAACUUGCUGCAUUGCUCUGUUGUGUGGUGUCACGAGGACCUCCCCUCCUCAGCUGGAGCACUUAUAUCAUGCAAUGCCACACACGAGAGAGAAAAGUGUUUUUGAUUUUUUUUAUUACUUUGUUACAAACAAGACAAGGUGGUCCUUUACUUGCCGGGGAGGAUGAUGCCAUCAUACUGAAACAGACAUUUAAAACAUGUUAAACUAUAAAAAAAAGUGGUUCUCAGCAUUUCAGAAAGGUAACUCAACUUGUACUGAAUUAAAGUAGUAACUUCCAUGUUCACAAGCAAACAUAUGGACUGAAGUGUCGAGUUCAACCAAGUGACUUCGUCAUAGUCAAUGCGUGACCGAUGCCAAACAACUACAAAUCCAUUCCUGAACCAAGUUAGUAUCAAGUCUUGAGUUACAUUUUGGUGACAGAUGAUGUUCUGACUCGAUUUCAUGUAAUUGAAGCACUUUGUAUUGACUUGGGGAAAAAAACUGCAUUAAAAAUGAACUG
Molecule: messenger RNA, 2635 nt
Organism: Synchiropus splendidus (mandarinfish)
Lineage: Eukaryota; Metazoa; Chordata; Actinopteri; Syngnathiformes; Callionymidae
Product: gap junction alpha-9 protein-like
Exons: 2
Coding region: 191-1690 (499 amino acids)
Biological process (GO): cell communication
Cellular component (GO): connexin complex
Source: RefSeq, a predicted model, not a curated record